Messenger RNA from Aplosporella prunicola CBS 121167, 1517 nucleotides. RefSeq lists its product as uncharacterized. Gene Ontology annotation, molecular function: L-ornithine transmembrane transporter activity. The record is from RefSeq and is a predicted model, not a curated record. The transcript has 3 exons. The coding region runs from base 37 to 1239 and encodes 400 amino acids. Lineage: Eukaryota; Fungi; Ascomycota; Dothideomycetes; Botryosphaeriales; Aplosporellaceae. Gene Ontology annotation, biological process: mitochondrial L-ornithine transmembrane transport.
CGGCAUGUCUCCGAAUCCGCGCCUUACUCCCGGACGAUGACCACCAUCUCAACUGGCCAAAUCCCCGACGACAACGGGGACCGCCGCAAGAAACAGCCCAAGCAGCAUGCCGCAACCGGUGCCUCGGCGGCCGGCAUCCGCGCCCUCUCCGUCCAGUUCAUGACCUUCUACUUCCGCGCCCCUAUCAAAGCCUUUUUUCGUGCGCGCGUAGACUACAUGAGCUAUGCCCGAGCCAUAAACCCCCGCGUCCAGGCCAAUCUCCCGUGGUCAUGGCGCAUGACCACGCCCGCCAUCCUGGCCGAUGCCGUUCGCCUGCAUGGCUGGAGCUUCAUACCAAACCAGGUCAUGCCGCCCAUGCUCGCCAACGUCAGCAUUGGCGCCGUCCUGUACACGGGGUACCUACAGGCGCUGGGCGUGCUGCACGAGCCGUCAGCGCAAUCGGCAAAGCGUGUAUACCCUCCUGCACCCCCAGAGCACACGUUCAGCGCAGGUUUCUUAGCCGGUACGGUGCAGUCACUGGUCGCGGCGCCGCUGGACGCGCUGCAGGUUCGCUUCCAGACCAGCGAUAUGCUCGAAGGCCGCUACAAGACGAUGUGGCAGUAUGGGGCGCACAAACUGCAAGAGAUCGGUCUGCGAGGUGUCUUCGCCGGCUGGUCGCUCUCGUUGCUUAAGGACUCUUUCGGCUCCGGUGUCUUCUUCAUGACCUUCGAGUACAUCAAAUCGCAGUCAUACUACAACUUCGUAACGCGCUACUACGGGCGCAAGCACGUGGCCCAGCAAUCGGAUCCGUACCACCCCAUCAUUCGCUACGACGAUGGCGUCCUCUGGCCCACUAUCCGCCCGCACUACAUGAUGGAGCCGACGUUUAUCCUACUCGCUGGCAUCGCCGCCUCGAUCCUCUCGCAGGCGAUACAUCAUCCGUUGACCGAGAUCCAGAAUGUGCAUUACGGGCGCUUGGAGUCGCUGGACUACGCUGCGCAGCUUGAGCAAGAGCGCCGCGGUGUGUUCCGCCUGUACUACCGUGCGUACGAGCAGACGUUCAACCAAUGCCGCACUCAGGCCAAGCGUAUGGGCAGCUGGCGUGCCUGGCUCUACAAGGGCUUCAUCAUGAACACCAUUCGUCAAGUCCCGAGCACUAGUGCUGGGUUGAUUGUAUUUGAGAUUGUAAGGAGGAAGUAUGGACUUGCAAGUGAUCCGGCGCGUAUAGAGAAAGAUGGGUUUGAUAUUUUGUUAGAUUAAGAAGAGAGGCAGAGAGAGAGGAGUAGAAUAGAGCAGAAGAGGAUUUGGACAUGGCAUAGCAUGGUGGUGGAUAGUCGCAUGGCUUGGCGUUUGUGGGGGUCAAUCAUUUCAUCUCAUUUCACUGAUACCAGAAAGAAUCUCUGCUCGUCCACUAAAGUGAGUUAAAUUGUAAGAUAAAACAGACAUAUGCAACGUCCGUUACCGUGAAGCAAGAUGAUGAUGGUUAUACGGAGGAAAAGAAGAGACGUAGUUAAGAUAUGUAGAGGCUCUGUACGGAG